Galdieria sulphuraria is the source of this 1251-nucleotide messenger RNA. Its product is annotated as solute carrier, DMT family. The transcript is spliced from 5 exons. Gene Ontology annotation, molecular function: antiporter activity; nucleotide-sugar transmembrane transporter activity. The coding region runs from base 75 to 1106 and encodes 343 amino acids. The record is from RefSeq and is a predicted model, not a curated record. Gene Ontology annotation, cellular component: Golgi apparatus. Lineage: Eukaryota; Rhodophyta; Bangiophyceae; Galdieriales; Galdieriaceae.
AUCAAUCGUCCCAUUUUUGAAAUUGAGUAUUUUUGCAUAUUUGGUAAUUUGGAACUGUUGAGUUUUUUUGGUUCAUGAAUAGACAACCAUUUGUGAAGUUGGAAAAUGAUGAAACUGAGAAAAAUGGAGAUAAUAUACGCUACUUUCACCAUAGUCUUAUAUCACCAAUUGUUAUUGAAGAAUAUUUGAAAGCAGUCGACCCUGUGGUAGCGCUUGUUAUGGUGUUCAACUUUACUUCCAGCGUGAGCAUUGUCUCGGUCAACAAGUAUGUAACCCAAUUGGGUUUUCGUUUCAUGUGUACUCUUACCUGCAUCCAUUUUAUUGUCACCUUUUUGGGUUUGGUUCUUUGUUCUUAUUUGGGUUUAUUCAAACCUAAGAAACUAGAUAUUUUUGCAGCGUCUCGUUUAGCUUUGGGAAAUAUGGGAUUUGUAGUUUUGACUAAUCUUUCUCUUCGGUAUAACUCAGUUGGCUGCUAUCAAGUUUUGAAGCACUUGACUACACCCGUUAUUGUAUUUAUAGAAGCUGUAUUUUACAAAAUAUAUUUGGAAAGAAAGUUUUAUGUUCCUUUGACUUUAGUUUGUGUUGGUGUAACCGUUGCUACCCUAACUGACCUAGAGUUGAAUUUUCUCGGCAUUUUCUUUGGUUUGACUGGUGUAGUUGUUACUUCACUUUAUCAAGUUUGGUGUGGGACCUUGCAAAAGUCAUUGGAAGCGAAUCCCUUGCAACUUCAAUACUAUAUUGCUCCUUUAGCUGCUCUAUUUUUAGCUCCUUUAUUGCCCAUUUUAGAAGACUACAAACCAUCUUCGCCUUUUAGUAUUUUUCAGUUCGAUUUUACUGUGAAGAGUGUGUCUAUGAUUUUGCUGUCUUCUCUGAUUGCUUUCUGUGUAAACAUUUCGAUAUUCAUGGUUAUUGGAAAGACUUCCGCAAUUACUUACAAUGUUCUUGGACAUUCCAAAACAUGUUCGAUAUUCCUUAUUGGCUUUCUCUUUUUCAAGCAACAGUUUUCUUGGUUGAAUUUUAGUGGUAUCAUUUUAACACUAUGGGGUGUUUUCUGGUAUACCAAACUGAAAUUGGAGUCCUCCAAUCCUCCUUCUGGAAAAUCGUAAGCAACUUUACGAGCCAAACAAAUUCUAUAAAGUCUUGAUACGUUUUUUUGAAACAUGGAAAUGAAUCUGGAAUAUUUCUUCUCCUAAAGCUUUAUUUCCUAUUCAGUCACAAAUACAAGACGCGAAUAAAUUCACCUUUUAGAUU